Molecule: messenger RNA, 642 nt
Organism: Malassezia japonica
Lineage: Eukaryota; Fungi; Basidiomycota; Malasseziomycetes; Malasseziales; Malasseziaceae
Gene: ryh1
Product: GTPase Ryh1
Exons: 4
Coding region: 1-642 (213 amino acids)
Biological process (GO): vesicle-mediated transport
Molecular function (GO): GTPase activity; GTP binding
Source: RefSeq, a predicted model, not a curated record
AUGGCGACGAGUGCGACGGCGCCUGCGGGCGAGUACGGCAGCUCGAUGCGCAAGUUCAAGCUGGUGUUUUUGGGCGAGCAGUCGGUUGGAAAGACGUCGCUGAUCACCCGUUUCAUGUACGACACGUUCGACGGCAACUAUCAGGCGACGAUCGGCAUCGACUUUUUGUCCAAGACGAUGUAUCUCGACGACCGCACCGUGCGUCUGCAGCUGUGGGACACGGCCGGCCAGGAGCGUUUCCGCUCGCUGAUUCCGUCGUACAUCCGCGACUCGUCAGUCGCGAUCGUCGUGUACGACGUCACGAACCGCGACUCGUUCAAGUCCACCUCCAAAUGGGUCGAGGAUGUGCGCGCCGAGCGUGGCAACGAGGUGAUUAUUGCGCUGGUUGGCAACAAGACCGACUUGAGCGACAAGCGUGAGGUAUCUACGGAAGAGGGCGAGCAGCGCGCCAAGGAAUACAACAAUGUCAUGUUCAUCGAGACAUCCGCCAAGGCUGGGCACAAUGUAAAGAGUCUGUUUAAGAAAAUUGCCCAGGCCCUCCCGGGAAUGGACGAACAGGCCGCAGACAGCGUCGCCGCACACCAGACCAUCGACGUGUCGGCACAGGCGGAUGAGGCCAAAUCGUCUACGUGCUCGUGCUAA